UCGGGGUCCCGUCCUCCACGUUUCCAGCUUGAGUUAGUCCCGGCCCUACGUUCAAACCUGUUUCUCCAACGCUUCUUCCAGAAGCUCAGACUGUUCUCGGCAGCGGAGGCGGCGCCGGAGCCCCCCGCCCCGACGGCGGCCAUGGGGAGCGUGCGAAGCCACCGCUACAGCAUCGUGUCCUCGGAGGAGGACGGCAUGAAGCUGGCCGCCAUCGCCGCCUUGCCCAACGGCUUCGGCAACGGCAACGCCAAGAAGGUGCAGACGCAGCGGCUGCACCAGAGCCGCUUCGUCAAGAAGGACGGCCACUGCAACGUUCAGUUCAUCAACAUGAGCGAGAAGGGCCAGCGCUACCUGGCCGACAUCUUCACCACCUGCGUGGACAUCCGCUGGCGCUGGAUGCUGCUGGUCUUCUGCUUCUCCUUCCUCAUGUCCUGGCUGUUCUUUGGCUUCGUCUUCUGGCUGGUGGCGUUCUGCUACGGCGACCUGCAGAGCGAGAAACAGAUGUGUGUCUCCAACGUCAACAGCUUCACCGCCGCCUUCCUCUUCUCCGUGGAGACGCAGACCACCAUCGGCUACGGCUACCGCUACGUCACCGAGGAGUGCCCCAUCGCCGUCUUCGUGGUGGUCUUCCAGAGCAUCGUGGGCUGCAUCAUCGACGCCUUCAUCAUCGGCGCCGUCAUGGCCAAGAUGGCCAAGCCCAAGAAGAGGAACGAGACGCUGGUGUUCAGCCACUACGCCACGGUGGCCAUGCGGGACAGCAAGCUGUGUCUGAUGUGGCGCGUGGGGAACCUGAGGAAGAGCCACCUGGUGGAGGCCCACGUGCGCGCGCAGCUCCUCAAGUCGCGCACCACGGCCGAGGGCGAGUUCAUCCCGCUGGACCAGGCGGACAUCGACGUGGGCUUCGACAGCGGCGUCGACCGCAUCUUCCUGGUGUCGCCCAUCACCAUCGUGCACCAGAUCGACGAGCACAGCCCCUUCUACGAGCUGAGCAAGCAGGACCUCCAGACGGCCGACUUUGAGAUUGUGGUCAUCCUGGAGGGCAUGGUGGAGGCCACGGCCAUGACCACGCAGUGCCGCAGCUCCUACGUGGCCAGCGAGGUGCUGUGGGGGCACCGUUUCGAGCCGGUGCUCUUCGAGGAGAAGAACUACUACAAGGUGGACUACUCGCGCUUCGAGAACACCUACGAGGUGCCCAGCACGCCGCACUGCAGCGCCCGCGAGCUGGCCGAGAGGAAGAGCAGCGCCGCCAGCUCCAGGAACUCCUUCUGCUACGAGAACGAGGUGGCCCUGGAGAAGGUGGAGCAGGAGGAGGAGCUGGGGGAGGAGGAGAAGGAGGAGGUGGUGAAGGAUAAGGGGGGGGAGGCGGCGGAGAUCAAGGGGGGCUUUGAGAACGUGGCUCUGGAGGCCAUGGAGAGGGACGACCCCGCGUCGGACUCUGACGACAAUGGGGACUCUGUGCCCCCAGAGGCGAGGCCUUUGAGAAUAGAGUCGGAGAUAUGACCGCAGAGGGGGUUGAUACUACUACCAUAGAGUAUGUUACCGGUCGGAUGAAUGUGGCUCCUAAUUGCUGACUGCAGUCGAGUGUUCACGGACAAAGCUGGUGUGUUUUGUAUGUUCUACUCGCCAGUAUCCCCCAACGAAAACCAAUACCCCCCAUAAUUGAGUCAACGACGACAGAUAGACGGUUCUAUACUUUGGAGCCAUUCGCUUCCGCGUUGUUCCAAAAGUACGUUGUACGUUGACUUAACACACCGUUCCGGUUGCUCUAGUUUGUGACAUCCACGCUACGCUUUCAUUUUAAAACAGCUGUUAAGUGACACACUGGAUGAGAAGUUAUUAAACCCUACUUGUAAACCGUUUCUUAACCAUACCGGCCUUCAUAUUCAAAACAUUUGAUAUGUUAAUGAACUGCGAGGACGGACCAAAGUAACAGAACAACAGUCAAUGUUGUUUUGGCCUCCGGUUGAAGUCUGUGGCACCAGAGAAAGGAAAGGCUCGUGUCUUAAAGGACACUGAGAGGUCCGUGUAGGGUUGGGCGAGGACUAGAGCCCCACCGGUCACGUCCUCUGGGGUUAGCGUUGAACGGCUGAGUCACCAGAGCAUGCGUUCUUUUAUUUAUGGAGAGGAAUUGGUGAGAUGAAUCAAGGAGGCUGUGGAUCCCCUUUCACCGCGGGUGGAAACGAGGGGCGCCCAUCCGUGUCGGUGCAUGUUGUCGUCCUCUUGAGAGUUAGUCUCUGCCGUAGAAUAGAUGAAGGCAUUGAUUUAAACCCAAAGCAUGUAUUUAAAUCUAAUGUCUCAACUGGCCCGUGAUAGAAUAUCAACAUAGCAGUCCGCACCUGUUGUUUUAUUGAUCCCACUAUGUCCUUUGACGAAACCUUCAAAAUGUUCACCUGAGCUUCCUGGUGGUAAUGGCGUAUUCAAAAAAAGAAACAAGCGAAACUCCCAAAAAAUAGAACUACACCAUUGAAUUAAAACAAAAUGAGGCGACCGAUAAUUACCAUCCAAACUCAGUGUACUUGCAUCAAUUCAAUUCAAUUCAAUUUUAUUUGUAUAGCCCUUAAUCACCAUUACAGUCUCAAAGGGCUUAACAGGCCAAAUAUUUAUGACACUGCAUCUUGUGCUCUGAACGAGUCUUAGGUCAGUUAAGAACCCAGUCGCAGGAAGAACCUCCAUGAGAAGGUCUCAAAGCAAAGUUACGAGCCUAUUCCCAUGAAUCCACUGGUUUAUUCUGUGCUAUUGAUCGUUCUUACUCUCAAAUGUGUUCAUCAUGCAUGCAUAGGCGUGUGUGUUGCGAGCGCAUCCCUGCGCAGGCAUGAAUGUGUGCGUGACUGAGCAUGCAUGCAUGUGUGAGUGAAUCUGUUUUUGUGUACGUUUGCACACGUAGACACACUUUAUCUGUCUUUGUGAAGAGAGAGCGGGACGGACAGAGGGGGGAGG
Messenger RNA from Gadus morhua (Atlantic cod), 2937 nucleotides. RefSeq names its product inward rectifier potassium channel 2-like. The transcript has a single exon. Lineage: Eukaryota; Metazoa; Chordata; Actinopteri; Gadiformes; Gadidae. Gene Ontology annotation, cellular component: plasma membrane. The coding region runs from base 142 to 1500 and encodes 452 amino acids. Gene Ontology annotation, molecular function: inward rectifier potassium channel activity. Gene Ontology annotation, biological process: regulation of monoatomic ion transmembrane transport; potassium ion import across plasma membrane. The record is from RefSeq and is a predicted model, not a curated record.